Malurus melanocephalus (red-backed fairy wren) is the source of this 384-nucleotide messenger RNA. Its product is annotated as kinesin-like protein KIFC1. Gene Ontology annotation, molecular function: microtubule binding; microtubule motor activity; ATP binding. The record is from RefSeq and is a predicted model, not a curated record. Bases 100 to 384 code for a protein of 94 amino acids. Gene Ontology annotation, biological process: microtubule-based movement. Lineage: Eukaryota; Metazoa; Chordata; Aves; Passeriformes; Maluridae. The transcript has 3 exons.
UGUCUGAAUUGAUGAAAUUUUGUUUUGCAGUCAGCCCUGGACGGGUACCCGGUGUGCAUCUUCGCCUACGGGCAGACGGGCAGCGGCAAAACCUUCACCAUGGAGGGGCCGGAGCCGCCGGGCGGCCCCGAAUCGCGGGGGAUGAUCCCCAGAGCCGUCCGGCACCUCUUCCUGGGCGCCCGAGACCUGCAGGGGAAGGGCUGGCAGUACCAUUUCUCCGCCAGUUUCCUGGAGAUUUACAACGAGUCGCUGCGGGAUCUGCUGCUGGCGCGGGGAGAGCGCGGCUCCGAGCUGGAGAUCCGGCGCCUGGGACCCGGCAGCGACGAGCUGCACGUGCCCAACCUCACCUGGGUGCCCGUGCAGACUGAGGAGGAGCCUCCCUGA